This is a messenger RNA of Sinocyclocheilus grahami, 2681 nucleotides long. RefSeq names its product rho GTPase-activating protein 39-like. Bases 293 to 2314 code for a protein of 673 amino acids. Gene Ontology annotation, molecular function: GTPase activator activity. The transcript has 5 exons. Gene Ontology annotation, cellular component: cytoskeleton; cytoplasm. The record is from RefSeq and is a predicted model, not a curated record. NCBI's taxonomy places the organism in Eukaryota, Metazoa, Chordata, Actinopteri, Cypriniformes, Cyprinidae.
UGUACCACUCUGUAAUUAAACGAUCGUAUGGUGACGCUAAGAAUUUGAGCAGAAGUUAAUAACCUACAGAAUUACGGAAAGAGCUUGAUUAGCUAAAAACAGACAUUUCGAACGGUGGACACUUGCCUCUUCUCCUCGAUUUGGCUGUUUUCUUCUGCGUUUCCAGCUGAGGGAGGUGUCCUCUACAAUUCUCUGUCACCCCAAGCACCCUUACAGAUCGCCGUGCCACCUCUGGGUAUGCCAGGGAGAUGCCACUCAAAGAUGGCAGCCUGCUCCUGGAUCCAAGGCUGCCAUGUUGGUGAAAGUUAACAGCAUUGGAAGAAACCAGUCUCUGGGUCCAGCUACUGCCCACCAAUUGCUCCACCUCAGCCCCACCAACAUUAGCACUUCACCCAAACCAGGUUACACAGCGCAACUUGACAAAACCGGUCUGCUCAGCAAAAUGGCCGUUCCUGGAGACUCCAAGCUGGGUUACCACCUCAAAAGGGGGGAUGCCAACUUCUGUCUGGUUUUGCCCACUACUAGCUCUUCCUCUUACUCUGCCCACCAGCGCUCUGGUGCAGGUACACCUCGCCCCUCCUCUCCUCAAUACGGAGCUACACCAUCAGCACCAAUCUACGAUGAACCUCCACCCAUGGAUCCCCCCAUUUACGAUGAACCCCCAGUGGAAAUGGAAGUAGAAGGGGCGCACCACUUACACAGAGUUCCCUACUCCACCAGUCACAGCCUGCCGAGAGGAGCCCAGCCUCCUAAACUCCUCCAGUUCCCCCAUUCCAAACACAUCUGCAGCUCCUCAGCUAGUGAGUACAGUCCGGCCGGCCGGGAGUGCAUCAAACACAUGGUGAACGUGGAUGCAGCUGCAUCCAAGCAUCAGCCCCAGACAUCUAACACUAUCGAGGGGCCUUCAAACACAUCCAGUCCUCAAAUCCAGCCACAGUCUCCAGUUUCUGCCCUGAUUAAGAAAGAAGUCUCUCUGGAGAAGAAGCAAUCAUGGAGGCUGUUGGAGCCCCGCCACAGCCGUCAAAGCAGUCUGGCCUCUCAGGAGUACCCAGGCCCUGCUGCCAUCACGUACCAGGACUCUGGCUACUCCACUGGGCCAUCCCCAAGUCUGAGAAGGAAGAACCGACGUCUUGCAGCUCUGGGCACUGGGUCGGGUCGACCCGGGUCGGUGGGCAGCAGUGGGGAGUUGAAUGCAUUGAAUGAGAAGCUGAUGGCGGAAAUGAGGGCGGUGGUAAACCGUUCCAAUGCACUACAUGGAAGCAAGGUUAGUCUGGACACUGAGAUGGGUUCAGAGGCCUCUGGAAGUACUGCCCGCUCCCUGGUCAGUUCAUUGAAGAUGGGGGCAAGAGGGGGUGAAUCGAGGGAGGAUGUGACAUCAAGUAACCGAUCACUGUAUAGGGGCGGGGGCAACAACCAGGGCGAUGUUGUGUUGUCGGCACUGGUGACAGAUGGGCUCGGAGGCCGGCAAAAAAGGACGUAUGAGAAAGUGGAUUCGCUGGAGAAAAGCGUAACAUCGCAGACCAGCUUGUCCUCCCCAGAACCACCAAGGUCACCUUCACAGACAGGAACACUGGAAUCCAAAACUCUGCAGGACAUCUCACCCCAGGACUGUGACCAUGACAGAGCAGGUCACGGAACUGCCCACCUCGCCCAUAAAAACAACAACAACAGUCCCCCUCCUUCCGUUGGCAGCACGGGUUCCGGUUACCAGUACCCGUACACCACCCUCAGCAAACCUACACCCGACGCCAACAUGGAGGACUGGGCCAGCAAGAACCUUAACCAGCACACGCAGGGCUUAUUUCGCCGGCGCGUCUCCAUUGCUAAUAUGCUGUCGUGGAACCGUGGCUCCAUUAAGAAACCCAUGCUGAUCACCAGCGACCGGUCUGUCAAGAAGGAAGCCUGCGAGAUGUUCAAGCUGGUCCAGGCCUACAUGGGCGACAGGCCGGCCAGGUUUGACAAACGUCACGCAGCCCUUCAGGUGGUCACGAAGUGCUGGGGGAUGCAAGGCUUGAGGGACGAACUGUACGUACAGUUGGUGCGACAGACCACUGGAAACUUGAGUAUGAGGAGUUUGGAGGCAGGCUGGGAGUUGAUGGCCAUCAGCCUAGCGUUCUUUUCACCUUCGCCCAAGUUUAGGCUCUAUUUGGAAGGCUACAUCCAGCGACACAUUGAGCCCAGUAGUGAUAAGAAAAUUCUUCAGCACAUCAUGGAGCAGCAGGACAUAAAAAACAAGAAGAAUUCAAAAUCCAGGAAGAAGAGGAGACAGAACAAUGAGGAAGAAGAGGAUGAGGAGGCAAGAUUAAAGCUUUGAGCAACAAGAUGUUCUGCGAGUCCCACGCUUCCCUGGCCCGUAGCCAGACUGCGCAGGCAUAGAGAGAGAGAGUUCGUGGGUUGAGAGGCAACAAAGAUCCUGAGAACGUCUUUCAGUCUUGAAGCGAGAGUGAUAGGAGAUGGAAAGAGAAAGAAGAACAGGCAGAUUGUGACAAAAAACGGAGAACGGGACAUUUUUAUCAGGUUACACCCUCAGUGGCUGCCAUCCAACUUAACCCUCAGCUUGUUCUUUUAUCUCUCGUCUAUAUUCCUCUCGCACACAGUGAGCCUUUCUCAAGAGCCCCGCUCCAAAACAAAGAGUUUGACGAGACAGCUCUGCGUGGGCUCUUAAUAAUGCAGCUCCAGCC